AUGGACGACCGUGUUGUUAUCAACGUCAGCGGAAUGACAUUUGAAACGAAAGAGGGGACAUUGAACCGUUUUCCAGACACGCUUCUUGGAAGUCCGUCGAGAAGGCAGCAGUACUAUAACCCUGUAGUACAGGAAUAUUUCUUUAAUCGUCACCGAGUGGCAUUCGAAUCAAUUUUAUUUUAUUACCAGUCUGGAGGACGACUUAUUUGGCCUGACGAUAUUCCUGCCAGCGUUUUUACGGAAGAAGUUGAAUUUUUCCAGUUAGGGGAACAAGCUUUGAAGAGUGUUGCAAGGUGUUUGUAUCAAAAUCGUCGUGCGCAACACGCUGAGCCACCGCAAUGGACAUUUCAACGCCGAGUUUGGAAUUUAUUCGAACAUCCCGACACCUCGAAUUUUGCCAGGGCUAUUGCGUUAUUCUCAGUACUCAUGAUCGCUACCUCCGUGCUUAUCUCAUGCCUUGAGACCUUGUGCCAAUUUAAAGGAUGCUGCACCGAGAAUAAGGAAUUGAUAGACGACAGCAGUAACGCAACGUUAAACAGCGAAAAAACUGAUCUGCCAAGUAAAGAACAGAAAAUUUGUACCCACGAAACUCCGGAAGUGUUCAUAGCCCUCGAAACGACUUGCUAUUCAUGGUUUUUACUUGAAUAUAUAGUACGCUUUGCGGCGGCACCAAAUCGACUGGAGUUUCUUCUAUCGCCUUUGAACUUUGUGGAUUUGAUAGCUAUUAUACCUUUUUUUACUAUUAUGAUCGGUGGGAAUCGCCGACUAGUGUCUUUGGCGGUUCCCCGAAUCGCUCGGCUUCUGAGAAUAUUUCGCAUUUUAAAACUAACUCGAUAUUCGAACGGACUGAAAAUUAUGAUGUAUACUUUACGUGCGAGCCUUAAUGAGCUAGAGAUGAUGAUAUUGUUUAUGUUUAUGAUAGUGAUUCUUUCCUCGAGUGCCGUUUUUUACACAGAUCUCGGAAUAGAUGGAAGUCAUUUUUCCAGCAUUCCUGACGCAUUCUGGUGGAGUGUUACGACAGUGAGUACCGUUGGAUACGGAGAUUAUUACCCCAUGACAAGUUUUGGAAAAGUUGUUGGUGGCGUUUGUGCUGUGUUUGGCGUUCUGGCGUUUUCUUUACCAGUCAUGGCCUUCGCGAAAAAUUUCAACGCUUAUCUGAAAGGCGAGCCGAUUCGUAGACACAUCGAGAGUAAAACUAGACGCACUCCAGGGAAGCGCAAAACAAAUGACUUAUCUUCCUAA
Molecule: messenger RNA, 1242 nt
Organism: Pocillopora meandrina
Lineage: Eukaryota; Metazoa; Cnidaria; Anthozoa; Scleractinia; Pocilloporidae
Source: the annotation of a GenBank genome assembly